AUGGCCUACCAUGAGCGAGUUACUACAUAUUACUUCAUCACACAGCCAUUUUCCAUCCACCUCAAACAAGACACAAGCCUGUGUCAAGACGCCAAUGCAAUGCGAUGCGAUUGCACAACCCAAGGUAUGUCCAUCAUCUUCAAGGGACAGUAA
Plenodomus lingam JN3 is the source of this 153-nucleotide messenger RNA. Lineage: Eukaryota; Fungi; Ascomycota; Dothideomycetes; Pleosporales; Leptosphaeriaceae. The record is from RefSeq and is a predicted model, not a curated record.